CCCCAUCCUGCAGCACUUUCUGGUAGAGAUCAUUAUCAGAAGAUCCAACAAAUGUCACAGAGAUUUAUGGAGAUCCUGCAGAAAUGUUGGUUUCCUUUCCACAGACAUGAGGUUUCCUUCUGCCAGUGUUUGGUUGUGAUUCCUGAGAGGCGUCUUUGUUUCUGUGACCGGACCGUCCUGAGACGUGUCACAGUGUCACCAGUCCAGUUCGCAGAAAAAGACAAGAAGUAGGAAAAAAGACGCCACAUAUCAGUUCUUUAAUGACUUUUAGACCUGAUUUUUACAUCUAAAACAGAAGCAACAAAUAAUUAUUUGUUUGGUCAUAAUUCUCAAAUAUUCACAGAAAACUUAUUUCUGUUUUUAGGUCACCUUUUCUGAGGUCCACUGACUUUUUAAAAUGUCAUUAGUAUUUUGUCCAUACGUUUUCAUUCAUGAAACCUCAUUCUUUCCCUUUUUCCUUGCUGCAUGUCGCUGGACGCAGCCUUCCUCAUCACAUGAACGCCAUCUUUACCUUUCCUCCUCCAUCCGUCCUGGCUGAAGACUGUCCCGGGACUCCGCACAUGCUCAGAUGUUGGCUCUCAAUCGGAUUAUAUCGUGCCUCUCAUAACACGAGAAGCUGAUUAUGACUGUCAGACGGACUCAUGUCCAGUCUGGAGAUGGUUGUUGAGCCUGACAGGAGCUCAUCCUUGUGUUAUUGCGGGCCGUCUGUGGCGAGGCUCGCCGUCUGGGUCAGCCAAUCCUGGCGGGUCCCGGGACACCCGGUCACACCGGGGGCCAGCACGUAACCAUAUCUGGAACUGAAGCACAUCUGCUAAAAUAUACCUUCCUAUUAGCAGCACAGCCAACAACUUUGAUUGAAAUCUUCAUCCUUGAAGCCAAAGUGCUGCUGAUGUUUGUCAAAACCUUCAUCGUGGAUGUUUUUGAGGACGAGUUUGCAUUUCCGGGCCCAGAUGCAGGUAUUUUCUUGUGACCUUCUUGACCUCUACAGUGGUUCUGCUGUCUGCGAAGGUAAUCCCCUCAAUGCUCCGUCGCAGGAGCUGCAUUUGUGUCUAGAGGGGCUAAAGUCACGUCCAGAGACGUUCUGUCUGCAUGGGAGGAGUCCAGCAGCCAGGGAUUACAGGGCGUUGUGCAGAGGUUGUGGAUUACAUUCCAGGAGAGACAGAGCCGGUGAGAAGGAGCAGCUGCACGACGCCAACAUCGACCGGACAUUUCUUCACUGAAAACUUUGAACACUUUCUUUCUGAUGCUCACAGAUGGUUUGAGCUGAAAUUAUGUUCAGACGUUCUGAAGGAUCUACUUUUACUGAGAUUUCUGGUUCGCCUUUUUUUCCUGUGAUUUUGUCGCAUUUGUGAGAAAAUUUACGUCUGGCGCGUCGGACGGGAAGGAUGUACUGCAGCAACAGAAACAUCAACGCAGAGAAGAGCAAGAGGAACAUCACCAAGAAAUCAUGGGCUCGUCUCAAGACGUCCCCAUGGCCUGAAAAGAGCGUCGCUUUGGAAAACCAAAACGAAAACAGAAAGAUGGAGACAAAGCUGUCGGAGGAUGAGGUGCAGGGCACAGUCUUUGGGAAGGCCUUGUACAAUCUGACCCACUCGGACAGGGUGAUGGACGACCUGAUAUUUGGACGGCGGGUGGGCUUUUACGAGCUGAGGGGGGAGAUCGGCUCCGGCAACUUUUCCCAGGUUAGAUUGGGAAUUCAUGACCUGACGAAAGAGAGAGUGGCGGUGAAGGUCCUGGAUAAGGAGCGCCUGGGCAAACCGCUGCACGCCUUCUGUGCGUCGGAAAUCACCUGCAUGGUGAGGCUUUCCCACCCCAACAUAGUCCGCCUGUAUGAGGUGGUGGAAACCUUCAAGAGGCUCUACCUGGUGAUGGAGUACGCCAGCGGGGGGGAGCUGUUCACCCGCGUCAGCACCAAGGGACGCCUGUCAAACCUGGAGAGCAAGCUGGUGUUUUCUCAGGUCCUGUCUGCGGUGAAGCACAUGCAUGAUAACAACAUCGUCCACAGGGACCUGAAGGCGGAGAACGUCUUCUACACCAGCACCUUCUGCAUAAAAGUCGGGGACUUUGGUUUUAGCGCAUCCUGCUACUCCACCGACGUCCUCCACACCUUCUGCGGCUCUCCGCCUUACGCCGCUCCGGAGCUCUUCAAAGACAGAGGUUACAUCGGGCAGUAUGCGGACAUGUGGGCUCUGGGGGUUCUGCUGUACUUCAUGGUGACGGCCGCCACGCCCUUCAAAGGUUCCAACACCAACAGGCUGAAGUGCUGCAUCCUGCAGGGCUCCUACUCCAUCCCAGAGUACGUUCCUCAGCCCUGCCAGGAGAUCAUUAAGGGCCUCCUGAGGCCGGUUCCCAUCGACCGCUACACCACAGCACAGCUCAUGAAAAGCGAAUGGUUGAAAGGCAUCGAGUAUCCCCAGGCCUACCCUCCCCACAGGCCCACGCCCUCUGACCUGGUUGACCCCAACCGCAUCCUCACCUCAGAGGAGUUGAGUGUGAAGGCAGUCCUGGAGGACAUUGGAAUCACGGAUGCCCAUCUUCUCAACAACCUGGAUGUGAGGAGCCCCAUCACGGGGACCUACAGGAUUUUACUCCACCGCAUCCAGAGGAGGAGCUCGGUGGAGGCUGCUGGCUACAGCCAGGCCUUCCUCAGGGGGUCCCAGACCAGAUUCAGGCGGAGAGCGGGCUCGGACGGUCUGCUGAUGAAGCGCCACUCUGUGGUCUGUGUCCUCAUGUAGUUCCUGUUCAGGAAGCUUCUGUGAGCGCCGGAAACAAGCCCAACUUCAGUGGAAACGUCACGUGAAGGGCGUUUGCUGCUCUGGCGCUGAACGUGGAGGGAGUCUGUCUGCGUGGUCACCUGAGCUGAAGACGAAGAGAUGAAGGUUUCACACACCGUGCGGAUUCCUGUGGGUCCAUGACGACGCUUGGCGUGACGCUCCAACACAACGUUGGCGUGUGAGCCGCUCACAAACCCACUGAGCGUGGCAGAAGUUUCCAGCUUUUAUCUGUUCAUCACAAGAUGGAAAAAUCUAGGUCACAUGAAUGUUUUGAUUAUCAAUCAGUGAAUUGUUAGCAGGAAUGGAAAAAAGGGGGGGGGGGUUGUCCAAAAAUGUGAAGUAAAUAAAAAAAUCAGACGUGUUAGAAAUCUGAAGACAUUUAAAUGAAGGAGCGUAGUCAGUGAAACUGUAGAGCUGCGUCAUCAUGAUGGAGAAUGUAAAUGUGUCACUUCUCAGCUCAACGUGUUUGAUUAACAACAUUUGAUGUUCAGGGCGACAGACCAUGCGCUGCCAGCUGUAAAAACAUGUUAUCCAUCCAAUAAAGCGUUUUUCUGAGCAGCUUUAUGGCGGGAAAUA
Oryzias latipes (Japanese medaka) is the source of this 3350-nucleotide messenger RNA. Its product is annotated as serine/threonine-protein kinase NIM1-like. Gene Ontology annotation, cellular component: cytoplasm. The record is from RefSeq and is a predicted model, not a curated record. NCBI's taxonomy places the organism in Eukaryota, Metazoa, Chordata, Actinopteri, Beloniformes, Adrianichthyidae. Gene Ontology annotation, biological process: protein phosphorylation; intracellular signal transduction; microtubule cytoskeleton organization. Gene Ontology annotation, molecular function: tau-protein kinase activity; ATP binding.